GGCGCUGAUAUCAGAAUCACGGACAACCUCCGAUGGACGCUGGUCAAGGCAGCAUCACAUAACGGACACGUCAAGGUGAUCGAGCUGCUUCACAAGGAGGAUGCUGAUAUCACGAUUCCGAACAACAACGGAUGGACGCGAGUCAAUGCGACAUCCAUCUCAGGUUGCGUCGCUGAUGUGAAGGCACUCCUUGAUUCGGGCGCUGAUAUCAGAAUCACGGACAACCUCCGAUGGACGCUGGUCAAGGCAGCAUCACAUAACGGACACGUCAAGGUGAUCAAGCUGCUUCUCAAGGAGGGUGCCGAUAUCACGAUUCCGAACAACAACGGAUGGACG
Fusarium redolens is the source of this 336-nucleotide messenger RNA. Its product is annotated as ankyrin repeat-containing domain protein. The transcript is spliced from 2 exons. Lineage: Eukaryota; Fungi; Ascomycota; Sordariomycetes; Hypocreales; Nectriaceae. The record is from RefSeq and is a predicted model, not a curated record. The annotation marks the transcript as partial. Gene Ontology annotation, molecular function: protein binding.